UUUUGCUAGAGAUCAUCUGUGAUUUAUUCUAUUUUUAUCUGUUGCAAGAAAGUGCAGCAAGUCAAUUGCAAUUCACUAAUUGUCGCACAUUCGUUAGAAGUUACAUAACAGGCAUAGGCAAAAAUGGCUCUACCCGAUGGACUUUCCAACAAAAUGAAGGUUUUCCAGGCCGUCAACGAGAUGCCCGUUUUUCUGAAAGGCGGACCAGCGGAUAAGAUUUUAUUCGGCAUCACUGCUGGACUGUGUGGCAUUGGCAUCGUUAGCUUUGUCCACUUGGUCUACACAAUGGGAUUCGCCAAGAAGAAGGCCUAAGCUAUGUGCUUAAAUACUUCCUCCAUUAAAGAGAAACUAUUGUAAUUAA
Messenger RNA from Drosophila erecta, 361 nucleotides. It is a transcript of the gene COX7AL2, whose product is annotated as cytochrome c oxidase subunit 7A1, mitochondrial. The record is from RefSeq and is a predicted model, not a curated record. The coding region runs from base 124 to 312 and encodes 62 amino acids. The transcript is spliced from 3 exons. NCBI's taxonomy places the organism in Eukaryota, Metazoa, Arthropoda, Insecta, Diptera, Drosophilidae. Gene Ontology annotation, biological process: regulation of oxidative phosphorylation; mitochondrial electron transport, cytochrome c to oxygen; mitochondrial respirasome assembly.